This is a messenger RNA of Limulus polyphemus (Atlantic horseshoe crab), 820 nucleotides long. Its product is annotated as solute carrier organic anion transporter family member 4A1-like. The annotation marks the transcript as partial. The transcript has a single exon. The record is from RefSeq and is a predicted model, not a curated record. Lineage: Eukaryota; Metazoa; Arthropoda; Merostomata; Xiphosura; Limulidae. Gene Ontology annotation, biological process: sodium-independent organic anion transport; transmembrane transport. Gene Ontology annotation, cellular component: membrane.
UACAACAUAGUGUUCAGUUCCUCUAGUCUUAGUUGGACAUGAAAAAUCAGAAACCAACUUUGUAGAAUUUUACUUGUCACACCUUUUGUUUCUACCAGUUUUUUCUAUUUGGAAGAAUUUGACAAUUUUUUUUUUGUUGAUGCCAUUUUUCUCUUCAAAAUGAAAAACAGUUCUUCAAACAACUCGAACGCGGAGCAUCGAUUCUCACGUGUUCCAACAGAAGAAACUGAUCAGGACUCUGAAGACACUCUAUGUGGAGUCGGCACCUGUACACCAGGGUGGCUCCAGCGUUUUGCUGAUCCAAAAAUUUACCUGUUAAACUUUUGUGCCUUGGGGGUUAUCCAAGGAGCCUAUUUCACUUAUUUCAUUGGUGUCGUGUCCACUUUAGAAAAGAGGUUUGCAUUUGAGAGUAAAAUCAGCGGGAUAAUAAUGAUUGCUGACAACCUUAGCCCUAUUCUUACAAGUAUUCUUAUUGGUUACUAUGGCAGUUCUGGUCAUAGACCAAGGUGGGUAGCAGGGGGUAUGAUCAUAGUUGUGAUUAGUUGUCUGGUGAGUGCUCUACCUUACUUCAUUUUCGGACCAGCUCUGCACCUUCUCAGCAAGACCUCCGACAUUGUUAAUGGGACUCAACACGAGUUUUGCGACCGUGUGGGAAAUGACACCAACUGUGAUACUGAACAUUUGUCGUCCACGUUCCCUGCAGUGUCCAUUUUUUUCAUCGGCAACUUCCUGAAUGGAUUUGGAUCAAAUGCUUUUUAUACCCUCGGAACACCGUAUUUAGAUGACAACGUAAAGAAAAAGGAUUCUCCGCUCUACUUCA